This is a messenger RNA of Nicotiana tabacum (common tobacco), 1229 nucleotides long. Its product is annotated as xyloglucan endotransglucosylase protein 1. Gene Ontology annotation, cellular component: cell wall; apoplast. The record is from RefSeq and is a predicted model, not a curated record. NCBI's taxonomy places the organism in Eukaryota, Viridiplantae, Streptophyta, Magnoliopsida, Solanales, Solanaceae. Gene Ontology annotation, biological process: xyloglucan metabolic process; cell wall biogenesis. Gene Ontology annotation, molecular function: hydrolase activity, hydrolyzing O-glycosyl compounds; xyloglucan:xyloglucosyl transferase activity.
AUGACAGGGCGCAUGUGCGGAGACGCAAAAGCGACAGUGUCAUCGCAGAAGCGAGGUGUGACCUGGGCAAGAAAGAUUGCAGGAGCUGAAAUUGGGUCGCAUCUGCGGCCCCGCAAAAGCGAUGGUCUUGGGCGCAGAAGCGAACUUGAGCGCAAAAGCGCGUUUAGCUUCGCACCUGCGGUUGCGCAGAAACGGAUGGAGAUCCGCAGGUGCGAGGUGUCAGUCGCCUCAGCUGGUAAUUUUUAUAAUCUUGCAGAUAUCACUUGGGGCGAAGGACGUGGUAAAAUAACAGGAGGAGGCAGAGGCCUUUCUCUGUCCCUUGAUAAAUUUUCUGGUUCGGGUUUUCAAUCGAAGAAUGAGUAUCUCUUUGGAAGAUUUGACAUGCAACUCAAACUUGUCCCUGGAAAUUCUGCUGGCACUGUCACCACCUUCUUCUUAUCUUCACAAGGAGCUGGACAUGAUGAGAUUGAUUUCGAGUUCUUAGGCAAUGUUUCUGGCCAACCUUACACAGUUCAUACCAAUGUUUACUCGCAAGGCAAAGGCAACAAAGAACAACAAUUCCAUUUGUGGUUCGACCCAACUGCUGCAUUUCACACUUACUCCAUUAUCUGGAAUGCUCAGAAGAUCAUUUUCUUGGUAGAUAAUAGUCCAAUCAGAGUAUACAACAACCACGAAAGCGCUGGCAUUCCAUUCCCAAAAAGCCAACCAAUGAAAGUGUACUGCAGCUUAUGGAAUGCAGAUGAGUGGGCUACACAAGGAGGUAGAGUCAAGACAGAUUGGACACAUGCUCCUUUCACUGCAUAUUACAGAAAUUUCAAUAUUGAUGGCUGCGCAGUCACAUCCGGCGCCUCUUCGUGUAAGUCCACUGAUUCAGCAAACAAUGCUAGGCCAUGGCAAAAUCAAGAACUUGAUGCUAAGGGCAGGAAUAGGCUACGAUGGGUGCAGAGCAGACACAUGGUUUACAACUAUUGUGCUGAUUCUAAGAGGUUUCCUCAAGGCUUUUCUCAUGAGUGCAAGCGUUCGAGGUUCCUCUAAUUAAGUUGCUGGAGCAAGGAAAUUGUGGCACUGCCUCUGCUAUUUAUUAAGAUUGAUUCUUCUCAUAUUUGUGAAUAAUGAAUAUAUGUACUGAAUUCUUUAUUUAUAUGAGCAAAAUUCUUUAUUUUUUAUCUAUCUACUGCUGUAUUGUUUUGGAGCAUACACAUGGACCGGAAUAAAAUCUUUUUUGUUUC